CUAAACCAACGAAGAAGAAGUAGGUCAGAAGAGUAGCAUGAUGGGAUAUGAGAGUCCUCCGGCGGCGCGCUGCCGCCAUGUCACCUAGAGAGAAACAUUUAGCUAUUAUCCUAGCCCUAGGCGUACUUACUCUCGCUCUUUAUUAUAUUCCCACCUUUCUUUUUGUGACUUUAACUAUCGCAGUUUGUUGUUUUGUGUGUUACUUUCUCACCGGAGAACCGCUUCCCGCCAGGUUAGGCCUCAAGCCGCGGGCUGGCGUGAUUCUCCAAUCCGGAAUCCGGCGCUGGUUUGGCGGCUGGGGGGCGACCGGCGUGUCGGUGCCCGCGCGGGGGAGAACCAAGAGCGGCAGGAACAAAACCGAGGAGGGAAACUUCAGAGAAAGGGUCGCUGAAACUGGGAUUUAUCGGAGGGAAACAUUGGCAAGUGACUCGUUUCUUUUCAGCCCUCGGGACUUCCUAAUGGGGAGCUACAUCGGGAAACCAGAGAGUCCAGCAGCCGACCCACUGAGGCCGAGAGCGGGGAGAAACCCACGAGAGCAGCUGCGGGAGAGGCUGUCCAGACCCAACCAUGCUGUGUAUACCCCCAACAGGAGGCUGUCAUUUGCUGGGGAGCCACCUGGCACAAUGGGCAGAUUCACCAUCACCCCCCAGCGUCACUAUCCCCUGCAGCAGCAGGGUGUCUCAUCAGUGGGAGUCCUACCUCCUGUGAACUGGGAUGGCUUUAGGAAGAAGAACAUCCUCAGCCCACGAAACUCUGCGUCUGUCCUCAGCCCCGUUACUGUGAAGAUCGCCCGGCCAGACCAUCUCGGCUCCCCCAGUAGCUUCGACCAUCUGAGUUGUGCAGGGCUCCCCAAGGCCCCUGUGGACCCCUGCUCCAGAGAAAGUGUUCUCAAGGUGUUGAAGGAAAGCCGCAAGAGAGAAGUGGAGGAUGAGGACAAAAGCUUUGCAACUGAGCAGAAAAGCAAACGAAGGCGUAAUGACAGCGGAGGAAGUGCCCACUCUGCUUUUGAGCCUCUUCUGCCCAACGGAACGCCAUCACAGCUGGUCCCUAAGCCAGGAAACCUGAAAAGAGGGAUAACCUCACUGGCGGAAGACUCCAUCAUGAAGAGGUCUCGCACGUCCUCCAUCAGCUCCGGCACUGGGAUCAAUUCCCCAAGAGGAACCCCAGGCACAAAGAGGAACCCUAUCCAGAGCUCCUACAGUUCUUCACGAGGCCUCGGCCAGUGGAAGAAGCGGUCAGCACCCAGCUCCACUCUGUCCAGCCCCGGAUCAUCUCGCUCGCAGACUCCAGAGGGAGCCUCCAAAAGACCCAGAGAGGACGACGGGCUGUCUCCGAGCUCAGCAUCCUCCGUGAGGUCAGACCACACAGCCUCAGACAAGGCACCUGUUACUUCCAAACUGACUCCAGUCCCCAAGGUCCCAGUCACUACCUCAACAGACUCUACUGGUAGUGGUGGGAAGAGAAAACGGAAGAUCCAGCUGGUGUCCAGCCACCGGGAUGAUCAAAUCUCUCUGCCCCCACCUCCAGAGCUGGGCUACACUAUCACUGUGAAAGACCUAGAUGAAGAGAAGAAGGCUGCCCUCAACAAGAUCCAGAAAGUCCUGGAGACGCCCGCUCCAGAGCCAGAGAAGUCUGCCUCUCCCCCAGCCACCGUUACCACCCAGCCCGCCUUCUCUACCAGCUCAACCACCACCACCACCCUGAGCAGCCUUCUAGCAACGCCUCUGCCCAUGGCCUCCAGCUCUGCCAUCCCAGUCAUCAACCUGGAUCCCAGCCCAGGCAGCAGCGUCACCAAGGCUCCUGCGACCUCUAACCCACUGCUGGAGGCUCUGAAGAUGAAGAUCAGUAUUCCUUCUAGCUCCCCGGCUACUGCCAACACAGCUACAGUGUCUGCAUCGACCACACCAGUACAAUCCAGUGGCUUGACCCUGAAGGUUUCGUCUACAGUGGUUACCCCACAGCUCCCUCCUGCCUCCCAGUCUCAUUCCUCCUCUGCAGGUAUGGAGCAGCCCUCUGCCUUUACUCAGGUGCUGGGUCAGGUCUCCAAGGCUCCCAUCAGCGCUCCACCUGUUACAGGAACAGGCCUGUUUGGAUUGGCAAGUCAGAUCGGCACCCCCGCUGCUUCUUCAUCUACUUACCCGAUCACCGCUACUGCGACUGCUCCAGCCAGCAGCUCAGCGUCAGUCGGUAAUACCAACCCUCUGCUGGCUUCAGGGUUCAAGCCCAUUUUUUCCGUCACCACCACGCCCACGCCCACCUCCGCAGUUACAUCGGCCACUGAGAGCAAACCCCCUGCCCAAAAUUUCAAGCCCAUCUUUGGAGCUGCCACGACAGGUGCUGGCUUUGGACAGCCUCCACCCUACACAACCACAAACCCAGCUUCUACAGUUUCUUUAAGUAGUACAUCCUCAAUGUUUGGUGGCUCUACAACCAGCACCAUGGUUACCCCAUCUGGUUUCCCUGGCUUGACCAAUGUCGCAGCCUCCACGGGCUCCAUCACCACCACACAGCCUGGAGCCCAGCCAGCUGUGAAAUCCCUCUUUGGAAGCUGGUCAGCACCAUCAACAACCAGUACCAGCUCAGCCUCAGCGCAGGCCCCUAACACAGGGAGCACAUUUCAGUUUGGAUCUGCUACCACCACCACGACUGCAGCCGCCCCCGCUGCUGCUGCUACCACAACCUCCAGCAACGGCGCCUUCGCUUUUGGUGCCACGCAGCCUGACCCUCAAGCAGCAAACCAGAAGGCAUUUGCCUUUGGCCAGCAGGCAGCACCCAGCCAGAACACUACCACUGCUUCAUUUGGAGGUUUCGCCAUGGCAAACACAGCCUCCACCACUGCUGCCCCCACCACCCAGUCCAACUUCUCCUUUGGAAAGUCGUCGUUUCAAGCACCGGCAACCCAGGCAACCUUUGGCUCCUCAGCGGCACCAGGAGCGCUGUCUACCUUCGGAGCCUCGGUAGCAUCGCCUGCGCCGUCUACCUUCGGAUCCUCGGUAGCAUCGCCUGCGCCGUCUACCUUCGGAUCCUCGGUAGCAUCGCCUGCGCCGUCUACCUUUGGAUCCUUGGCGCCAUCGGCUGCGCAGACUACCUUUGGAUCCUCUGCGCCAUCGGCUGCGCAGACUACCUUCGGAUCCUUGGCUCCAUCGGCUGCGCAGACUACCUUCGGCUCCAUGGCGCCAUCGGCUGCGCAGUCUACCUUCGGCUCCAUGGCGCCAUCGGCUGCGCAGACUAACUUUGGAUCCAUGGCGCCAGCGGCUGCGCAGACUAACUUCGGAUCUUCGGCGGCACCAGCAGCGCAGUCAACAUUCGGAUCCUCAGCAGCAACCACAAAACCAUUCAGCUUUGGCGGUGGCGGAGCAGCCUCAUCCACAGCUGCUUCUAACACCGCCCCUCCUCCCUUCCCCUUUGGGUCAACUGCCGUCACCACAGCAACCAGCUUUGGGACCCCAGCUAAACCAGCAUUCGGAGCCAGCUCCACUGGUUUUGGUUUUGGAAGCACCACUGCUCCCUCAGCUGCACCCUCGGCCGCACCGAGCUUUGGUGCAGCAACCCAGACUCAGAGCGCCUCCUCAGCAACCUUCACAUUUGGCAGUGCUGCUCCUCAGCAGGCUCCCUCCGGUCCUGCUCAGCAUCCAUCCAGUGGAUUUAACUUCGGUUCUGGUAUGCCAUGCCCCCAGUUUGGAACCCCAGUCUCCAAUAAUCCUGCACCGCAGAUGGGAAGCUUCAACUUUGGGGCUGCUGCUACUGACAAACCUGCUUUUGGGACGUCUACCCCAUCCUUUGGCCAGAGUGCUGCUGCUGCUGCAGGUCCAAUUUCCUUUGGAAGCCCUGGAACUCCAGUCCAAGGUUUCAAUGCUGUUCCUUUUGGGUCUCCAGCGACUCCCUCCUUCUCUAUCGGAGCCGGAUCAAAGCCAUCUGGAGCUCGCCAGAGGCUGCAGGCGCGGAGGCAACACAACAGGAAGAAGUAACCUGCUACAUGCGUCCGGCACCGCUUUCAGAGGACUUCGGCCGUUGUUGCGGUCGCUGCUAUGGUUAAUCUGCUAACAUUGCUCUGUUCUAAAGCCCAACAACCCCGAAAACCAGGCCGACACCAUGCCCUCUGCUUCCUUCCCCUCCUCAUGUGGGGUGUGCUGGCCCGAAAAACAUUGUGUUUGCAGAGGAGUUAGAAAGAGCACACCGGCUUUUUUGAGUUAAUGCUGCCUGGAUGACUACAUGACCCAGAGAGGGAAUGUAGCAGCGAGGAGACAGAAUCCAUUACAAUGUACGAUACUUGAAAAGAGAGAAGACGAUUGAAUAGUUUGAUUCUGAACAAAAGCAUAUCCAAAGUUCCUUUUUUUUUUUCCUUUAUAGUAUGUGGACAUUCAUUGGUUCGUCUUAAGGAGAAAGUUAAGUCAGGCAAAGACACGGAGCUCAUGGCUCAAACAUUUAUUUUUUUACGUGAAGCGCUCACUGGUUUGUAUAUUACAGAGUAUUUGAGUGCGUUAUCUGAAUGAGUCUGAAUUGGGUGAAGAGCACAGUUGAUUCAGAUAAGGUACACAACACUGCAGUGUAAAUGUAAAGUUACGAGACGUUUGCAUUUUAAAUUAUUUUUUUAAUUGGCUCUCUGACCCUGUAAAUGAAUGAUGUGUUUGUGCACUUAAAGGGCGAUUUAGUAAAAUGUCUUAAUGUAGUUAGCGCAGACCCUUGUGUUCUUUUUUUUCAUACUCUUUGUCAUUUUAAGCAUUCCCAGAGUCCUCGUGGACGGCCUUCUUUUUUCUGAUAGUGAUUGCCAACACUGAUGUAAUUAGCAGGUCAGUAUGUGAUUAGGAUGACUACUCUUGACUUGUGCUGACUAAACCAAAGCCAAUUCUUCAACUUCAUGCCUGUGAAAAAGAAUCUGUGAUCUUUAUCUCUUCUUUUAAUCCUGAGAUGUUUGUUUGUGCCAGACUACCUCUCUUCACUCCAGGCACUGAAUCUGUGUUACUUCACUGAAAAAAACAAAAUCUGACAGGAUCGACUAGAUCGAAUUAGAUUUUUACCUUUAACUACUGUUAAUACAGAUGUACCUUUAAUAAAUACAGUGAGUUUCUAAACAUCUGCAAAGGAACAGAUUAUCCCCACUUCUGAAAUACUGCUAUUAAAAUAGAUUACAGCAAAUUAACAUCAUUUACUAAAAACACAGUCUGUUAGUUAUGGAAAUUCUCACUAUGUUACAGGGAUUUUUGUGGUCUCUUAAUGUCUCUUACUUGUACCUGGAGUUGAAGAAUAUUGUCAAACAAACAUGUCAGUAAACCCAUUGAUGUCAGCCGUCAAAAGUUAUUUUAUGAAAAUGAUUUCUGUUCGUAAAAAUCACCUCUUGUGAAAAGUGAGCAGUAUCUGAUGCAGUUUUUUGAUGGUAAAAUUUUGACUUAAUAAAAAACGAAUUUUGGAUGCGGAUGUUCCAACAAGAACACAUUAAAUCUUCAAGGUCCCAUUUUUCUACUUCUCUCGCAUGACGACAUUAUGUGACUUAUUUAUUCAGUUGAGUGUCCCAACUUUAACUCCGUGUCUUGACCAUACUCCAUGCUAACAUAAGCAGAAUACAGUUUUUUUGUAGUUGGUAUAGAAGAGAUCUUCAUAGUUUUACUUUUUAGUACUGUUAAAUAAAAAACCGUAAAAGCGCAAUAUGUCUGUUGUACAAAUA
Molecule: messenger RNA, 5662 nt
Organism: Anoplopoma fimbria (sablefish)
Lineage: Eukaryota; Metazoa; Chordata; Actinopteri; Perciformes; Anoplopomatidae
Gene: pom121
Product: POM121 transmembrane nucleoporin
Exons: 13
Coding region: 48-3968 (1306 amino acids)
Biological process (GO): protein import into nucleus; RNA export from nucleus
Cellular component (GO): nuclear pore
Molecular function (GO): structural constituent of nuclear pore
Source: RefSeq, a predicted model, not a curated record